GGUUUGGCACGCUUACGACACGGUUCUGCACGGUUUGACUCCCUCAUCUCGCGCUUUCGCUCCGGCCGCUAUUUCGACGGCUAGGACGUGACCGGCUCUGUCUCAUGCCGUCAUGCACAUACCCAGGGUCCUAUGACAAGCGUGCGGGCUUGGCGGUCACACUGCACUCAAAACAUUCAACCUUCCCUCCUUCCGCCCAAAAUCAGAGUGGCUGGCGCAGGCGCAUCUUGCUACGUGUAGGAUAACCAGGAGCUGCGUGGUGCGUAACACUCACAUCUGCGACAAUUCCGGGCGGGAGCUGGGACGUACUGCGGAGGAGUGCUCGACACAGCGCCCACCGAGCAAAUGCACUCAUGCAAGAACUCGCGCGACGGCCAGACCCAAGAGACCAAGCGCUCUCUCCAUACGCUUGUAAAACUGAUUGACGCCUACAAACACACAUUUUGCAGAUAAAUGGAAGCGUCACGCUUGCUGAAAGGCGCGGUUUGACUAGGUGCAAGGGCUGGCCUCGGUAUUUGUAACGCAGCGCCCUGACAAUUAGCGCUUAUGGCGCGACAAAUGGAUGCACGAUCACUGACGAACUCAGCUGCGCUUCGGGCACUAUUAACAGCUUGGUUGGCGCUCUUCUCUGGGUGCUCGGCGCUCGUCGAAUAUCGUGAAUAUCGAAAGCACCUUGACGAGGGAGGCCCAGACUUCAAUGUGUACCUAAUCUGGCGACUCGGCGGACAGCUGCACGUUAGGCAUCAAUGUCUACACAGACAUGAAGGCGAAGUCCACAAUCGUUUGCUUAACGACCACGAAAGCAAGCACCCUUGAUGAGAUUGCAAUUCAAGCGAUCACGUCCGUCGUGGAGGCCUACAAGCCCCUGCGGAAAGAGCUGCAGAAGGAGGCGGCAGAGCGGGCCGCGGCCGCAUCACGCGAGGGCAGCGCCAAGCGCAAGAAGACGCCGGAGGCGACCGAGGUGGCCGCGGCCUUCGCUGCGGCGCACGCGGUGGCUCCGGGCGGCCUGCACCUGUUUGCCAACAAGCUGGAGGACGGCGACUUGGAGGCCAGGGGCUGGGCGGGGCCGGGCGGCACGGGGCUGACGCUGGUGCACUACGACGUGCACGACGUGCUGGAGGACACGCCCCUGGGCAGCUGGUUCAAGGACAAGGAGGAGAAGCUGAGGAGCGGCAAGUACUACUUCAGUCACGUCACGGACAUGAUGCGGUUUGCGCUGGUGUACAAGCACGGCGGGCUGUACCUGGAUGCUGACGUCAUCAUGAUGCGGCCCAUCAGCCUGUCGCACCUGAACGCGGUGGUUCGGCCGCCCCAUACCAUGAUCGAGUGCGCGGUGGUGUACUUCGAGGCGGGGCACCCGUUCAUCUGGCAGGUGCUGACGCACAUCAAGAACCACUACGCCAUCAACGACUGGACCACAGCCGGGCCGCGGGCGCUCACUGUGGUGUACGAGGAGUACAAGUUCCACGGCCCCAACCGGGACGUGUACGACCUGCCUCUGCGCCUGGCGCCCGGCACCUACUACGGCCUGAGUCUGGGCCGCGCCAAGAGCUUCUGGGACAGCGGCGAGGUGGUGCCGGAGGACUUUGCGGGCUGCGAGGCGGUGCACGUGUGGGGCAGCAUCGCCCGCGGCUACCUGUCCCACAGCGGCCGCAAGGACUACUACCUGGAUGAGGCGCACCGCCAGCGCGUGCGGCAGCGCGUGGCGGCGCUGAGGGCGGUGCCGGGCUGCGCGCCGGACGCGCCGCGCCUGGCGCCCGGCGAGUCGGUGGCCGACAUUGCGGAUGUGGGCGCUGCGGGCCUGGGCGGGCACGUGGCGGGGCAGAAGCACAAGGCAGCAGGAGGAGGAGCAGGAGCAGGAGCAGGGGAGGGAGGCAAGCAGGGAGGGGAAGGCGGUGAUGGGGGUGAGGAUGGCGGCGCUGGCGCGCCGCCUCCUGGGGAGGAGGGAGCGGCCGUCAUCGCGCCCGGGUCGUGGGAGGCCGCGUGGUCAACAGCGUUUGGGGACACGGCCAGGAACCCGCAGCACGUGGAGGGCGGGGCAGCGCAGGAGCCGGUGGAGGAGGAGGAGGCGGAAGAGGGGGCAGCUGGAGCCGGGGCAGGCGAUGCCAAGCUGCCGCGACCGGCGGCCUUGGAUGGGGAGGACGACGCGGCUGGGGGCGACGUCAUGCGCGGUCUGUUGCGGGGCCGUUACCCGAACGGCGACCGCGCGGUGGCGGCUAAGGCCACGUCGGAGGGGUCUGGUGGGCGUGGCGGCCGGGCGCUCCGCAGUGCGUGGUGGCGCCACCGGUGAGUGCCGGCAGCUGCAUGGUCGCGUAGACUGUACAGAUGGUGUACACGCACGCGCCAGAGCAAGGCUGGUGCCUUUGUUUGCUAUCGAAGUAUUGGUGUAUGACCAAUCGCAUUUUGAAGUCCUGCUGCCGAUUGAUGUUUUGAGGCCAGCUGCUCUUCGGCAGAGUCCACAAGGACUGUCAGGCGGCACAGUACUCAUACCCGGAUCACCUGGGUAGCCAUAAGCUCACAAUCAUGUCGCAGCGACUACCGAAACGUUAUAAGCUUGGCUCAAAUACUUCGUGGUUGCUGCGGCUCGUCGUCGCUGUGCUGGAGUCGAAUGUGGGGGCCUGGUGUGGCGUCCCAGUUGGAAUGUCGCAGGACUGACCCUGACAUCGUAAGUGUGCGUGGGCGUGUGACCUGUCCUCGCAUGGGUAAUCGAAGUGCUCGCGUGCUCGCCUCGUGUCGCCUGACUACUACGGAGGGCGUAUUGCUGCCUGGCACAUGCAAGCGCAGGAGCGCUGUUUCCGCUAUGCCGGGCUUGUGCUGCAUUUCAUAACACGCAGCUAUUAGUGUGCUGACAGGCGUUGAAGAGCGAACGCCUAUGUGGGGGCUGGCUCGAGAUUAGGUAUACAAGGUUUAUAAAGUUUUCCAUGGGGGAGGAUGGUGCAAAUGGGGGAGGAGAUUGCCUGCACGUAGUACAAGGCGGGGGGUGUUCACUGUAUGAUUACCAGUAUGACGUUCGUGACUUGCGUGUCGUAAGGGAGCGUUAGCCAUGCAGGGCAAUGUCUAGCGGCUAUAAAGGAAAGUUUGAAGUAUACGCGUAUGGGUGACUGGGUGACAGAGCCUGCUGAAGCAAACAGGCGGGGGCGAGCAGGGUGUGAGACGACCGGCAGUGUGGGUGCCCGGUGUGCACGUCGCGCUGUACAGUGAUCGUGUUGGCGUUAGUUCUUUGCCCUUUGGCCGGCGCAUCCUGGUGUAUCCGAUGAUCAGAUGUAACACAUGGAUGCA
Molecule: messenger RNA, 3279 nt
Organism: Chlamydomonas reinhardtii
Lineage: Eukaryota; Viridiplantae; Chlorophyta; Chlorophyceae; Chlamydomonadales; Chlamydomonadaceae
Exons: 12
Coding region: 761-2290 (509 amino acids)
Biological process (GO): glycosphingolipid biosynthetic process
Molecular function (GO): hexosyltransferase activity
Source: RefSeq, a predicted model, not a curated record